AUGACAUUUUCGACAUUCGCCAUGAAAGAAGGAAGUACGAAAAGGUCCAAGUACGUCAAGGACACAUGUGUACGGUUGUGUAGGUUUUUGGAAAUUAAGGUCAGAGAAGCGCUUAGAACAAUGGAGCUGUGUCGAAGUCCGUUUUUGAAUGGGGCCAACUGGAGUGUCGUUAAAGCUCAGACAUCAGGCCGUCUCGAAAAGCACACCGCAGAAAUGGAGCACGAAAUCAUGCAACAACAUGAUGACGAGAUGUCCGAUGAAGAUGCUUCUGAAAAGGAGAGCAAAGGUGAAGUGGUGGAUGCAAGAAUUGGGAUCUAUGGAAUACUUCUAGCCAGAGUGCAAGACUCGUGGUCUCGUGGAGCACUUUCCGGAAAAGUGUCCCAUAUUAUCACUGCCAUUUUGGAGCACGGUAUUGAUGAAGGACAAGUCACCGCUGAGGACAUAGCACAAUAUUUAGAAAGCCAUCGUCCGAGUUGUUUCGACAGAAUCCUGUACAGUAUUUCCGAGUGUUUGUUCACGUGGAUCGGCUAUGAUUCUUGCAUUAAUCAGUUUGCUGAAAUUGGCGACUGUCCGCUGCUGGCUUCACAGAGAACAAAUUUGCAUUACGUCACAUCAAGACCUUUCGAAAAGUUAGUCAACAAAGAAUCCUUUUCUUAA
Messenger RNA from Cooperia oncophora, 657 nucleotides. The record is from the annotation of a GenBank genome assembly. NCBI's taxonomy places the organism in Eukaryota, Metazoa, Nematoda, Chromadorea, Rhabditida, Trichostrongylidae.